AUGGCGACUGACCCUACAAAAUACAAGCUCAAUCAUUCCAUGCUCCGUGUCAAGGACCCUAAGCGGUCGGUCGAGUUCUAUGAGUUCCUAGGAAUGAAGCUCAUCAACAAGCUCCCAAAUCCCGACGCAAAGUUCGAUCUAUACUUCCUCGCGUUCGAUAGUCCCAGGGCAGUCUCCCAUGGCAAUCAUUGGACGGACCGGGAGGGUAUCGUAGAGCUCACACAUAACUACGGGACGGAGAACGACCCAGGCUACAAGAUCGCAAAUGGCAAUACUGACCCCCGAGGAUUCGGUCACCUUGCUAUUUCAGUAGACAACAUUCAGGCUGCGUGUCAGCGAAUAGAGGAUGCAGGUUACAAGUUUCAGAAGAAGCUGACGGAUGGGAAGAUGCGCCACAUCGCCUUCGCGCUGGAUCCAGAUGGCUACUGGGUCGAGGUCAUUGGACAGAAGCCGCUAGAGGAGACUGAAAGCGUUAAGGAGACAGACAUUUCAACAUAUCGCAUGAACCACACUAUGAUUCGCAUAAAGGAUCCCGAAGUCUCCCUCAACUUUUACAAGGAUGUUAUGGGCAUGGGGCUGAAGCGUACGUCGGAGAGCAAGAAUGGAGGCUUUAACUUAUACUUCCUUGGCUACGGCCCGUCAGCUCCAGAGGCCACUGCAAACGGCGUGAACCCUGUCGCUGACCGAGAAGGAUUGCUAGAGCUGACCUGGAACUAUGGGACGGAGAAGGACCCGAACUUCAAGUACCACGACGGCAACGCUCAGCCGCAAGGGUUUGGCCACAUCUGCAUCGCUGUCGACGACUUGGACGCUGCUUGUGCGCGGUUCGAGGAGAAGAAGGUCAACUGGAAAAAAAGGCUCACAGAGGGCAGGAUGAAGAACAUUGCCUUUGUGUUGGAUCCUGACGGCUACUGGAUUGAAGUUGUUCAAAACGAGAAGCUCAAGCCGCGAAGCAAUUGGUGA
Lindgomyces ingoldianus is the source of this 963-nucleotide messenger RNA. RefSeq names its product lactoylglutathione lyase-like protein. NCBI's taxonomy places the organism in Eukaryota, Fungi, Ascomycota, Dothideomycetes, Pleosporales, Lindgomycetaceae. The transcript is spliced from 4 exons. The record is from RefSeq and is a predicted model, not a curated record. Bases 1 to 963 code for a protein of 320 amino acids. Gene Ontology annotation, molecular function: lactoylglutathione lyase activity; metal ion binding.